This is a messenger RNA of Durio zibethinus, 939 nucleotides long. Its product is annotated as mitochondrial fission 1 protein A-like. Gene Ontology annotation, molecular function: protein binding. Gene Ontology annotation, biological process: peroxisome fission; autophagy of mitochondrion; mitochondrial fission. The record is from RefSeq and is a predicted model, not a curated record. Gene Ontology annotation, cellular component: mitochondrial outer membrane; peroxisomal membrane. Lineage: Eukaryota; Viridiplantae; Streptophyta; Magnoliopsida; Malvales; Malvaceae.
AUUCCUUGAGUUCUGCCCAAAUGGAUUCAUUUGCACAGUUCCGUACAGCCUUCUGUCGCUCUCUUAACAACGAAGGCCCCAAAAACCUAUAAAAUAAAAUUAGAAUUCAAAAAUAAAACUAAACCUGAGAGGAGAAAACGCCGUAAAUAUCAACCUAAAAGCCCCGUUAUAAUUUGUUGAUAGAGCAGUGACUGAUAAUUGAAAAAUGGAGGAGAAGAUAGGGAAAUUCUUCGAAUCGGUGGGGUCCUUCUUCGGUGGUGGCGAUCAGAUCCCCUGGUGCGACCGCGACGUCAUUGCUGGCUGUGAGAGAGAAGUUGCUGAUGCUAAGGGUGAUUCUGAGGAACUGAAGAGUGAAAGCAUCAUGCGACUUUCAUGGGCACUUGUUCACUCGAGGCAAGCUGAAGAUACGCAGCGUGGGAUAGCCAUGCUUGAAGCAUCAUUGGCCAAUAGCAGCUCCGAAUUGCAGCAAAGAGAGAAACUUUAUCUUCUAGCUGUUGGGUAUUACAGAACUGGUGAAUACUCAAGGAGUCGACAACUUGUGGAGCGGUGUUUGGAGAUUGCGCCUGAUUGGAGGCAAGCUCUUGCCCUUAAGAAGGCAGUUGAGGAUCGUAUUGCUAAAGAUGGUAUGAUUGGAAUUGGCAUUACUGCUACUGCUGUGGGACUUAUUGCUGGUGGAAUUGCCGCAGCAUUGGCUCGCAAGAAAUGAUCAACCAAAAUUGUGCGUUUGUGAAUAUUGCUCCCACCCUAAAGAUUUGGCCCCCAAGCAUUUUGCUGAUUUUGCUGAAGAAAUGUUUUGAAUAAGUGACAAAAGCAAAGUUUUUAGCAUCUAUUUGAUUUAUGAAUAACUGUUAUGAGUAGAGAUAUCAAUGGAUGGAUAAAAUAUUCUUUAUUCUCAUUCUUAGUUUUUUAUAUUAUAUUCAUAUUGUACCAUUAUACUCA